AUGGAUGAUUCUAGUGAAGAAUUGCGUGUUAUUCGUUUUGGUUCAAAGUCUCUAAGUAAAUGGCAGAGGUCUUAUGGUCCCACAAAAUUGGAGCUUCUUGGUAUGGUAACAGCAAUAUUAGACUGUUCAAUGUAUUUAAGGGGACAGAAAUUCGUAGUUGAAUGUGAUCACCAAGCACUUAAGCCACUUUUUCAAAAACAGUUAAAAGGAGCAAUCUAUGAAAGGUGGAUCGCCAUAUUACAGCAGUUUAAUUUUGAAUUGAGAUAUAAACCGGGUAAAGACAUGCAAGUCGCCGACGCUCUGUCCCGUGCGCCUAACAAAUCGUCAACAACAGGUUUUGAAAGUCCGGACCAGCUUGAUCCAUAUUUUCCCUAUCACACUGAAAAUGUCGGAAAUAUUAUUACACCGAAUGGCAUGCCUUUUACAAACUUAUUGUGUAGUGACAAAUCAAGUGACACCGACGAGCUACAGCUUAAUAAUAUUGAUAUUUUGCAAAAUUUGUUUAGUAGGUCAGUCAGUGAAUCUUUCAAACAAACAGACUUUGAAUAUGAUGGCGAUACCGAGGAAAAUGAUGAUUGUGUUAAACGCAAAUUUACUAAGAAACGAAUUCGCACGAAUCAACCCAUAUCGAUAGUCGAAAAACCGAUGGCGUCUGACAUUUCCGACUCAACUGCAAAAGUUUCCGAAAAAGAACAUUCUGUUCAAUCUUACGAUAAAGGUGAAACAAGUGAUGAAAACCUUAUGAUGAACAAUUCAAGCGAAGCAAGUCAAUUUAUUACAAAUAAGGUCGAAACGAGCCAAUCUGCAUUAAGCUCAUCAAAUAUCUCUGAAAGUGAUAGCAUAGUAUCGACAACUGUAGACAAUUCGUCAGAUGUUAAUUUUAUUUCCGAUGAGCAAACUGUCCAACAGAAAAUAGAAUCUAUGAAAAUUUUCCGAAAUUGUGAUUUCAGUCCGAAAAGUUUAAAACAGUUACAAGUUAAUGACCCGCAAUUUGGCAAUAUUUUCCGAUAUUUAGAAAAUGGUGAUUUACCACAAUCACAAAAACUAGCUCGUAAAGUUCUACUUGAAUCAGGAGAUUUUUCUUUAUUCGAUGACUUGCUUUUUCACACUAGAGUCGCAAGAUCUAAGCGAACACAACAAUUUUGUCAGUAUCAGCUUGCGUUACCUGAAAUAGCCGUAAAAACAAUUAUUUCGCUUUACCACGAUUCACCACUUGGAGGCCAUGGCGGCAUACAGCAUACAAUAGAUUUGAUAAGGGAACAUUAUUAUUUUUCAAAUUUAGCAGGAAAAGUGUCCGACUUCAUAAAAUCUUGUCAUGCUUGCCAGUGUCGUAAGAUGACUACCAGAAAGACUAAAGCCGGCAUUGUUGCUUUUCAAACUCCAAUUCGUCCUUUUCAAGUUUGGGAAAUUGACCUUUUUGGUCCUGUUCCAGUGUCUAAGUCAGGCAACAGUUACGUGUGUACUGCAGUCGAUAUGUUUAGCAAGUUUAUUUUUACAGAGCCUAUACCAAAUUCCGACCCAAUUACUGUUUCGCAUGCACUUUAUAAAAUAAUCACUCAGUUUGGUGUUUUUGAUACUCUUAUUAGCGAUCAUGGAUCCGAGAUGAUAGGAAAAUGCACGAAAGAAAUAUGUAGACUUUUAGAUAUCAAACAACAAUUCACACCAAGUUUUACACAUCACUGUUUGGGAACUUGCGAACGCUCACACAGAACCUUAGCAGAGCGAAUUACACCGUAUUUGUUGAACAAUACAAAUUGGGAGGAUUUUAUUCCAAGCAUCGUCUUUUCUAUGAACAAUUCCGUAAAUGAAGGAACAAAAUAUUCACCAUUUGAGAUUAUCUAUGGACAAAGACCAUCAUUUCCCUUAUCGUGUGUAUCAAAAACCGCAUUUUCAGAAAUUCCCAAAGAUUAUCACAAUUAUAUUCGAGAGUUUGCUGACAAACUUGAAUUCAUUCGAAAACAAGUGCGUGAAAAUUCAGAAAAAUCUAAAAUAUCAAUGAUUGAAAGGGCUAAUCAGAAAGCUCAUAAUUUGUCCCUAGAAAAAGGGGAUUAUGUGUACUUAGGAAAAGACCCAAGAGGAGCUGGUCAGAAAUUUAAGCUAAAACAUGCAGGACCGUAUUUCAUUCAUCAAAUAGACAGUCCUCAUCUUUAUUCGUUAAUGGACCCAAAUACAAACAAAAUUAUUACAAAAGUGCAUAUAAACCGUUUAAAACCAGCGUAUAUUCGUGUACCAAAUCCAUGUGAAUAUUUUAUGGAUCGUGUUAUAAACAAACAAGAUACCGUGGAUACUGCGUCAACAAGUCAUGAUAAUUUGAUUAGUGAACAAUCUAGCACAAAUAACGAAAUUCAAGAAGUGACAAAUCUCCGGAGAUCAACAAGACAGAGACAAAAACCUAUUCGAUUCAGAGACGAUUAUUUUGUAACAUCAGGCAAUGAAACAAGCUCUGUGUCAGACGGGACAUUAUUAAAAGUGAAAAGAUUUUUAGCAAAGAAAAAUCACGAUGGAAAUACUCGCUACCUUGCGCAUUUAAUAGGGGAACCGGCGCAAAACGCAAUUUGGAUCGAAGACAAUCAGUUAGGACCAAAGGCGCGUGCCUUAUUGAAGUCGAGACCACCUCCGAUUAUUCCGUAA
This is a messenger RNA of Mytilus trossulus (common blue mussel), 2631 nucleotides long. RefSeq lists its product as uncharacterized. Bases 1 to 2631 code for a protein of 876 amino acids. Gene Ontology annotation, biological process: DNA integration. Gene Ontology annotation, molecular function: nucleic acid binding. The transcript has a single exon. The record is from RefSeq and is a predicted model, not a curated record. Lineage: Eukaryota; Metazoa; Mollusca; Bivalvia; Mytilida; Mytilidae.